ACCUAGGUGACCUAUUGACCUCUUUUACAGUAAAUAUGGCUGCUGAUGGAAAUUGUUGUCUUUAGUGUCAGUGGAAAAUGUCGUCAUUUCUCUUGAAGCAAGUCUCUGGUCUUAGGAAUAACCCUGUUCUAGGAGGAAGAUGGUCUUUCUUCUACUGCAAAUAUUGCUCUAGUGUCUUCAUUGAUAAUGCAACAAAAAACCGGUCUCCACAAAAGUACAGUGCCAGCGCAUACCCUCAAGUCUUUCCUUCAGAUCAUCCAACACUUCAAAGUUCCAUCUUCAAGUCCAAAUAUCUUAUACAUGGAGGGGAUGUCAGGGCAGCGUCACUCGCACAGUACAGAUUUCCUAUUAGACACGUUUCUUCUGUAUAUGAAUCCUCCUCACCGGUGCAAACUUCAUACUCAUUACACUUGAACAACCGUCUUGCUAUACAGUCGUCCCUAUUUCAACAUCGAGGUUUCCAUACCUCUGUAGCCUGGAGGAAGGAAGAAUCUAAGCUGGAAAAAACUGUGAAGGCUCUAAAAGAUAGUGCCAAAGAGGCUAAAGAGGAGAAACAACAGGUUGUGCCAGUAGAGGAAGAGACAGCUCUUACUCCAGCCAAGAAAACAUUGACACAACGCUUUGUGGCCGCCUGCAAACAUUACUACCAUGGUUUCAGGCUUUUAUUCAUUGACUUCAGAAUCUGCAGCAAACUGAUAUGGCAAGUUCUUAAUGGGAAAAGUUUGACAAGAAGAGAACAUAACCAGUUGGUGCGGACUACAGCAGACUUGUUCCGACUUCUACCGAUGCUGGUUUUUAUCCUCGUUCCAUUUGCUGAAUUUCUGCUUCCAGUAGUCCUCACCCUAUUCCCUAACAUGUUGCCUAGUACUUUCAAAGAAGAAAAGGAUGAGAAAGAGAAAAUAAAAAAGACUCUAAAAGCCAAAAUUGAGAUGGCCAAAUUUCUUCAGAAGACUAUCAAGGAGUCUCCCGUUGAAGCAAAGAAAAAAGAUGGUCAGACGGCAGAAUCAUUUGGACUUUUCCUUGAUAAGAUUAGGAAAGAAGGAAUAAAACCGAACACUAAAGACAUUAUGAAAUUUGCCAAGCUUUUCGAAGAUGAAAUUACCUUGGACAAUUUAUCCAGACAACAGUUACGAGCUUGCUGUAUCAUGCUGAACAUCACACCCAGAGGAAGUGAUGCCUUGUUGCGAUUUCUGCUGGAAAUGAAACUUCGAGGGUUGUUAGCUGAUGAUAAGAUGAUUCAGAAAGAAGGUCUAGACAGUCUGACGAUCAGUGAGCUGCAGUCAGCCAACAGAGCGCGAGGCAUGCGGGCCCUGGGUGUGUCUGAGAACCGGCUGAGGGACCAGCUGAAGCAGUGGCUGCAGCUCCACCUGGAGGAGCAGAUCCCGCCCUCACUGCUGCUGCUGUCCCGCGCCCUCUACCUGCCCGAGACUUUGUCCACAGAGGAGAAACUCGGCGCCACCAUCACUCAGCUGGCUGAUACUGCUGCGGAUGAAGCCAAGGUGAAGGUGGCAGAGAUGGUGGGUGAGACAGUUGACAACAAGACCAAGUUGGACGUCAUCAAACACGAGGAGGCCAUCAUUGCUGCUGAGAAGGAACAGAUGGCCAAGGAGGAGAAGUUGAUUGAGGAACAGGCAGAACGGGAGAGAGCGGAGGCUGAGGCGAAAGCUGCAGAGACUGCUAUGGAGACUCAGGGUGAAGAUAUUGCCAAAACGCUGGAAACUUCUCCAGAUGAAGUUCUUGUUGACCAUGCUGAAGUGGCACAACCAAGUUCCAGGGAGACUCUCAUGGAUCCUGCUGCCUCUGAGUUCACGGCGAAAGAUUUGGAUGAAAUGGAGUCUGUUCUGGAGGAGGUUGCCAAAGCUAAGAAAAUUGAUAUUGAAGUCGACGCCCUGAAAGGUCUCAAGGAAGAAAUCACUGAUUAUAAAGAGGAUUUGGAGGACCUGAAAGAAGUUGCUGUGGUCAGUGGUUCUGACCAUAAACAGUAUGGGGAAUCAAAGGCUGCGAAACGCCUGGCCAAGAAGGUUUCUCAGAUGAUCUCGCGGCUGGACUCUAAGGUGGUGGACCUGCAGGAGGAGAAGAGCAGCAUCCAGGAGAAAAUGUCUAUGGAGGAGAAAAGUCUGGAGGAGGAGCUGGGGGAUACUCAGCAAGCGCAAGAACAGAUUGAUAAAUACAAGACCAAUAUCAUUUCUAUCAAUGAGAUGGUGGAUGCUCUGAAGCGCUUAAAGAAAAUUCCUGAUGACUCAAAAUUGCUUCGAAUGUUCGAAGUCCUUGAUCAAGAUAAAGAUGGGAAUAUUGAUAUCAAUCAUGCCCUUCAGGUUUUGGAAGUGCUGAGCCAGGAGCACCUCAAACUGAAUGAGCGACAGGUGGAGGAGAUCACCAACCUGCUGAAACAUGAGGCCUUGCUGGAGGAUGAAGAGAGAAGGGAAGAGAAAGAAAAGAAGGAAGAGGAAAACCGCUUGAAAGAGCAAAAGGAACAGCAGCAAAACUAAUGGCUCUAACUGACCACAUCCAGGUUAUUGCUGGAGUUUUGGGAGGGGCAGUGCUGAUUUAAUUUCGAAGUUUCUUCCGUUUUUAAUAGAAUUUUGUUCCCAUUUCUCAGAGACCUCAAUGUGAUUCUUGUGGAGAAAAAUUUCAUGUUGCGUCUCAUGCUGAGUUGGAGGAAGUUUCUUUCUGCACGCAUUUUACAACAUUUUAUUGUAUAGAAGAAAGUUCCUUUUUUUCCCCUUGUGUUGUAUGAAAAAAAUAAGUAUGUUUAGAACAAAUUGUUAAAAUCCAUUCUUGCUGUUCUGUUGUGGUGACAUGUGAUGUUGCUCUUCCUGCUUUUUAUUUGUAACAGUAUUUACUUCUUGAGUCUGAGUUUGAAGUAUUUCCUUAAUGAAAGGACAAAAACUACUCGAAAUUUUCCCCUGAUUUAUAUAUAAUAUCUGUUUCCAUACAUUGUUUUUCCUGCAUGUAAACAUCAUUAAUGUUUGUGAUGAUGAAGUCCAUAGUAUCUCGCCACACGUAUGGCUUUUAUUUUUUUUUUUGUACUGAUGUAUUUGCUUUCACUAUAGGCAAAUGUGGCUACGGGUUUUUAAAAAAUAUGGUAUGUUUAUUCAGAAUCACAUUUUCCUGCUCCCCAAAUACUUUUUACCUUCCUUGAAUUCCUGGGGUCCUUCUCUUCUACUGACCUUGCUUUUUGAUCCUGAGAUGCUGCAAUUGGUAGAAACUUGACACUGUUCGACCGUUAGUCUUAAGCUUUCUGACUGAGUUCCUGUGCACAGUAAAUAUGGCUGUGGUUUUUUACUCGUGUCCCCUGUUUGAUUUAGUGCUAUGUACUAAUGAGAGUCUACACAAGGAUUUUUGGAUAGAUUUGAUUUUUCCUUUUAUUGUGUUUCCUUCUUGAAUCUGUCUUUCAUCCUUCACUGUUUCAACCUCUGUGUUUUAUGCCUUAACUGCACUAUUAUCUGUCUGCUGAGCAUAAAUAUGUGUGGCAGUUUGCUGUUUUUAAUUUUCCAUUAGAAUACCAAGGUGUUUAGUUUUCCUUGGGCUACUAAUAAUUGUAUUCUCUUUGAGCAGACAUCUGAUACUAAAAGAUCUGUGGUCAUUUGCCGUGUGCAAUUAUUAUCUCAUAGCAAACCCACUUUGAAGUUUCAUGACAUGUAAUGUUGUCUUUAAACAGGUCUGAAUCACUUUCUCUUCAGAUUUAGUUUGGUUGACCUGUUUCACUCUUGAGGUCAUCAUAGAGUAGAGACUAGAGUCUAGAUGUUUACCCUUCAGUGCCAUCCAUGAUCUUGUUUGUAUUCGUCUUUAAGUACAUAAUUGCCUGAUAGUUUUCAAGAGAGAGUUGUUAUGUGUUGCUAUUUUCUUGGCAUUAGACUCUAAGAUAUUCUCUUCCUCUGAACUAUUUCCAACUUUUUGGAAAAGGAGUGGAAAUUGAAAUCUCGCCCUGAAAUUUAUUAUCGAACUCUUUUUGAAUAGGCUCGUAUUUCUCAGGUAAAGAAAGCAUUUGUUUUGUGUGAACAAUGGGCUUGUUUUGAUUUAAUUUUGUUGAUGAGUUCAGGUAGCUUUGAUUUUGAUCUUUGGCCUAUGUUCUGGUGAGAAUUGAGCCCUGGGGGAUGAAAUGGUGCAUUGAGCAACGCUGUGCAGUCCGACAUGUAUACAUUUGGAGAAAAGUUCCAGACACAUCCCGGUAACCACACCUUACAUGGAAAGAUGUAACAUUGUGAUUUGUUUUUAUUAUUUGAUGACUGAUUUAUACACGUGCUUCUGUAUCUGCAAGUCAUUCUGGUUGGACGCUUAUAUAUUAUUUUUCACAGUGAACUGCGUGAAUGUAUCAUUGGAUCUGAUGAAACUGAUGUAAGUGUGUGGAAAGAGAUUGAGACUGCUGUUUUGUUUUUGUGCAAGGUGAUUUUUAUCAUGUCAAUUCAGUCACAGUCAUUGCAAAGUAGAAGAGUUCAUUUGGACUGCUCAGUGUAAGACCGCGUCAAACAUCACUAUUUAAGGUGGCUUUUAGCAGAGACUAACACUAAUCAGUCGAUUUAAUUGUGUCCCCGUUGGCGAGGUAUUGUUAUUUGUGGCUUCAUCAAUAAGAAAAGUUUCUGAAGGUGUUGCUUCAGCUCAUUUGUUCAGGACUUUACUGUCAGUUGUUUUUUUUAAAGGAAGCUUGUGUUUAGAUUGUGGCUGUACUUGUGUCUUUUUCCAUCCUGCUUUUUUAAAUGAGGGAUUGUAUACAAUGUACAUCUGUUAGAAUAAAUGGAGUCUGCAGCAUUUCCCAUCCAUAAGACAAACGUCUCAAAGAUUUUCUCUAAUGUGACAAGUCUGGUAUUUGACAUAAUGCUUUCUAAUUGUUACUAGUGUCAUUUUUUUUUUUACUGUUACUGCUGUUUCAAGCACUUCACUGAAUGAUAUAAUCAGAAAUUCCUUGAUAUUCGAGACAGUUGCUGCAGUGCAGUGUUGUUGCCGUUCUCUGUAUUAUGCCAUUUGAUCCUGGGUGUAAAAAUGAAACAGAAAAAAGCUGUUUAAGUUUGGCAUUGAACUGAUGUUCUCAGUUGCAUUUUUGUUAUCCACAAAGUUUGGUAGUUGUUAGAAGUACUUCCACUUUUCAGCUUAAGGAGAAAACAGAAAGAUUUUAUUUAGGGACUUAACAUUCUUAGCUGUAAAUUGAAAUAGCGACGGAGACAAAAUACUGCUGAGGUCAGGUAGAUAAAAUAGACUUCAGGAGAAUGCUCAGACUUCUCUGAGAUGUGAGAGAGAUCACAACGAAGAUGCUUCUUCCUUAGUUCUCUUGCUGCCUCGUCACCUGGCCAGUUUUUACUCAUCACUACACUGUCUAAGGCAGUUGAUAGCAUUUUCGAUAGUAAUGAGGAUUCCAUAACGUACUAUGAGUAUGAGUUUUCCUGCUUGUAUAGUACGAUUAUGUUGGUUUUUUGUCGUAUGUCAUAGAGCAAGAAGAUUGCUGCUUAAAAGAGGUUUGACCUUUGAAUGAUCUUGAUGUCUUUUGUGUUUCGAUUAAGUCAUUCCUUGCACGAAUCUUCUUUUUAUGACACCUCUGGGAGCAAGGCGUUUUCAGGGGGGACUUGCAUGAUGAUAAGUUGGAAAAAAGCUGAGUUUUCUAUCAUGGGAGACAUGGAUGGGAUUAUCACUUUUACUUUCACUUUGAAUAAAGUAUGAAGAGGUUUUUGCUGCUUGAUGUCAGGCUUAAAAAUUAAGAUGCGAUUGUGAUGUAAUCAAAAUGUUUCAACCCUUCACACCAGUAUUGGUAUAAGACCACAGUAAGCUGUGCGCAAAUGGGUGUUUUUCUGCUGUACUUUAAAUUUGAGACAGUACUUUUAUUAGUGUGAUCUAAAUUGUAAAAACAGUUUUUUUAUCUGUACAUAGCAGUUCCCACUUUUUUAAAGAUUUAAAUAGUCGUGAACGAGUAUGUACUGAAUUGCAUUCUGAAAAUCCUUUUUGAUAUUGAAAAUCAAGGAAAUGAAGUUCUUAACCUGUGGACUUGCUUUGUGGGAAAUGAUGAAUUUUCCUGUUGUACAUGUAUAUAUUUAUGUUGAGAAAUACUGUCUUGGGUAUGUUUGUAGCUUUGAAUUUUGUUUUUCUUUUCCGUUUUGCUGCCUAUUCUCCUUUUUUUUUCUUCCUGAUUUUAAGACUGUAUUGCUCCUCCUUAUGAAAAAAUCCACAUGAGGUAGCCCUAUAUACUUCAAAUAUUGUUCCCUUUCUUGACUGAAAUUUCCAAAAGUCCAAGAAAAUUAAACACACAUUGAAUGUGUAAACUGGGCAUUUUAGCAUUGUUAACAUUAUAUAGAUAUCUUUGAUAAUAUUCAGCACAAUUUUGUUAUGAUAAAGGGCUUGAUUGAAGGAGGAACAGGGUUUUUUUCUUCUCACAUGUUGAUUUUAGCAUUUAAAAUUUGCCAAUCUUUGCCUCAUCAAACACCAGGUGCGAACAUUGUUCUUGCAACAGUGGUACUACCCUUGUCAUGCAGCUUGACCUGUAGUGGUAGGGUGUAACAUCUUCUGGCAGUGCAAGUUAACUCAGUUUAUGCAUACACACUGAUAACUUUUGUUGUUUAUUCCCAGCUGUGGGUUCCGUGAUUUUAGUUUUUGCUUGUGUUGCAUGAUGUCAGUUCAAGUUGCCAUAGACUAAAUUUAUACACGUGUGUUCUCAUUUUUUAAAUUCCGAGAUAUAAAAGCUUGUACCUAUAACUAAGACAGUGACUUAUCAGACAGACUGCUCCACUGUUUUGUAGGAUGCUAUGAUCUAGCAGGUAACAAUAAUUAACAGACCAUAAUAAUAUGUAAUUUACAUAGUGCAGUUUCAGUACAUGUAUAUGUUUGCAUACCCAUUUAUCAGUGGCCAUAUGGAAUGUAUACAAAUAAAUAUACAUUCUCUCAUGAACUCUCAGCUCUUUUACUCACAUGUUGCCCACCUUCACACGCAGAUAUAGACAUACAAGUGUUUCUAGAGGUACUAAUGAAGGUAUGUAAUCCUGACUGUAACAUCGCACAAAGCAACAAAGUUUUCCAGAGAGUCGGGAUCAUAUCACAUUUUCCUGUGGAAUUGCACAUAAUCAACAGAAUAGGAUGUCUUAUAGUCCACAGUGGCUGACAACAGACCCCACACUACUGUGUGUGUACCCGAAGGCCGGUGUCCAUGCCAUAUGCUGUGAUUGGCAUAAAUUUUGGAGUCCACGUGUCCGUUGUCAAGUAUCAUUGAUUUAUGUGUCAGCAUGCCACACCUCACUUAUUACACAGGACUUUUAGAAAUUAAAAAAAUAAUAAUAAAACAGUGAGCCUACAAAAUA
This is a messenger RNA of Aplysia californica (California sea hare), 7277 nucleotides long. Its product is annotated as LETM1 domain-containing protein LETM2, mitochondrial. The transcript is spliced from 13 exons. Gene Ontology annotation, cellular component: mitochondrial inner membrane. Gene Ontology annotation, biological process: intracellular monoatomic cation homeostasis. The coding region runs from base 78 to 2489 and encodes 803 amino acids. Gene Ontology annotation, molecular function: calcium ion binding; ribosome binding. The record is from RefSeq and is a predicted model, not a curated record. Lineage: Eukaryota; Metazoa; Mollusca; Gastropoda; Aplysiida; Aplysiidae.